GGGUAUUAAAAAAUCUCAAAAAACCUAAAUUACAAAUUUGAAUCAAACAACCGGAGGAAAGAUAAUAGAGCUAAUAUGAGAAAAAAGAUGGACGUGCACGUUGAGCAAUUGUUUAAGGAGGUAUCUCAUGGGUGUGAUAAUAUUUGGUGCAAAAGGCGUUUUUUAGAAUCUGGUAUGAUAGAGAUAAGCGCUGAAUUGCAUUUGCGUUGUGAGGAACCUGUAUUAAAAAUUAAGAAUCUUUUGGAAAUCGAGGUAGACUUUUAUUAUAAGAUUCUUAAUAAAUUCGGAGCGGAUAUUCAUCAGUCAGAGUUAUUUGCGAGUGGUUAUGAAUAUCAAGCAGGAAUUACAGCAGAAACGAAAUUUGCAAACAUUUAUUAUAAAAGAUUCUUAAUGAAGCCAACAGUUAGUGAUAAAUCGAAAUUUAAUUUGACUUACUAUUUCCUGUUGGGGCACGUUACUGUUAGCAUUACAUUUUAUGAUAAGCUAAAUAAUGAAUACCCAAUAGUUGAAUAUAAUAUAAUACAUUGUGUACCAAUUGAUUAUUCCGAAGCUCAGCCAUCAAAUGAAAUAAAUGAAAGUCCACCAUUACCUAAAUAUGAAUUGGAUUAUGACUCAAGUACUGAACGUUUCGUUCUAUAUAAACCUUCAACUAAUCAAGUUUUGAGACAUAGUCUGCACAAUAUGUUGACUGGAGAGGAUUUUUUGGCUCCAGGAGAUUAUGUUGUUCCCACUGAUGAUGAAGCUUUGUAUGAUGAAGAUAUGGAGAAUCCUUCAGUAAUUAAUUCGUCAGAUAGUGUACGCCAAGCUGGAGGUGGCCAUGAUGAAGAUAAUGGGCACGGCAAAGAUGUAAUCAAUUUCUCAAAUCCUGAGCCUGCUCCAGGAGAUUAUGUUGUUCCCACUGAUGAUGAAGCUUUGUAUGAUGAAGAUAUGGAGAAUCCUUCAGUAAUUAAUUCGUCAGAUAGUGUACGCCAAGCUGGAGGUGGCCAUGAAGAAGAUAAUGGGCACGGCAAAGAUGUAAUCAAUUUCUCAAAUCCUGAGCCUGCUCCAGGAGAUUAUGUUGUUCCCACUGAUGAUGAAGCUUUGUAUGAUGAAGAUAUGGAGAAUCCUUCAGUAAUUAAUUCGUCAGAUAGUGUACGCCAAGCUGGAGGUGGCCAUGAUGAAGAUAAUGGGCACGGCAAAGAUGUAAUCAAUUUCUCAAAUCCUGAGCCUGCUCCAGGAGAUUAUGUUGUUCCCACUGAUGAUGAAGCUUUGUAUGAUGAAGAUUUGGAGAAUCCUACAGUAUUUGAUUCGUCAGAUAGUGUACGCCAAGAUGGAGGUGACCAUGAAGAAGAUAAUGGGCACGGCAAAGAUGUAAUCAAUUUCCCAAAUCCUGAGCCUGCUCCAGGAGAUUAUGUUGUUCCCACUGAUGAUGAAGCUUUGUAUGAUGAAGAUAUGGAGAAUCCUUCAGUAAUUAAUUCGUCAGAUAGUGUACGCCAAGCUGGAGGUGGCCAUGAAGAAGAUAAUGGGCACGGCAAAGAUGUAAUCAAUUUCCCAAAUCCUGAGCCUGCUCCAGGAGAUUAUGUUGUUCCCACUGAUGAUGAAGCUUUGUAUGAUGAAGAUUUGGAGAAUCCUACAGUAUUUGAUUCGUCAGAUAGUGUACGCCAAGAUGGAGGUGACCAUGAAGAAGAUAAUGGGCACGGCAAAGAUGUAAUCAAUUUCCCAAAUCCUGAGCCUGCUCCAGGAGAUUAUGUUGUUCCCACUGAUGAUGAAGCUUUGUAUGAUGAAGAUAUGGAGAAUCCUUCAGUAAUUAAUUCGUCAGAUAGUGUACGCCAAGCUGGAGGUGGCCAUGAAGAAGAUAAUGGGCACGGCAAAGAUGUAAUCAAUUUCUCAAAUCCUGAGCCUGCUCCAGGAGAUUAUGUUGUUCCCACUGAUGAUGAAGCUUUGUAUGAUGAAGAUUUGGAGAAUCCUACAGUAUUUGAUUCGUCAGAUAGUGUACGCCAAGAUGGAGGUGACCAUGAAGAAGAUAAUGGGCACGGCAAAGAUGUAAUCAAUUUCCCAAAUCCUGAGCCUGCUCCAGGAGAUUAUGUUGUUCCCACUGAUGAUGAAGCUUUGUAUGAUGAAGAUAUGGAGAAUCCUUCAGUAAUUAAUUCGUCAGAUAGUGUACGCCAAGCUGGAGGUGGCCAUGAAGAAGAUAAUGGGCACGGCAAAGAUGUAAUCAAUUUCUCAAAUCCUGAGCCUGCUCCAGGAGAUUAUGUUGUUCCCACUGAUGAUGAAGCUUUGUAUGAUGAAGAUAUGGAGAAUCCUUCAGUAAUUAAUUCGUCAGAUAGUGUACGCCAAGCUGGAGGUGGCCAUGAUGAAGAUAAUGGGCACGGCAAAGAUGUAAUCAAUUUCUCAAAUCCUGAGCCUGCUCCAGGAGAUUAUGUUGUUCCCACUGAUGAUGAAGCUUUGUAUGAUGAAGAUUUGGAGAAUCCUACAGUAUUUGAUUCGUCAGAUAGUGUACGCCAAGAUGGAGGUGACCAUGAAGAAGAUAAUGGGCACGGCAAAGAUGUAAUCAAUUUCCCAAAUCCUGAGCCUGCUCCAGGAGAUUAUGUUGUUCCCACUGAUGAUGAAGCUUUGUAUGAUGAAGAUAUGGAGAAUCCUUCAGUAAUUAAUUCGUCAGAUAGUGUACGCCAAGCUGGAGGUGGCCAUGAAGAAGAUAAUGGGCACGGCAAAGAUGUAAUCAAUUUCCCAAAUCCUGAGCCUGCUCCAGGAGAUUAUGUUGUUCCCACUGAUGAUGAAGCUUUGUAUGAUGAAGAUAUGGAGAAUCCUUCAGUAAUUAAUUCGUCAGAUAGUGUACGCCAAGCUGGAGGUGGCCAUGAAGAAGAUAAUGGGCACGGCAAAGAUGUAAUCAAUUUCUCAAAUCCUGAGCCUGAUCCACCUCUACCUGUGAUGAAUGAUACCUCUAAAUGUGAAAUAGAGAGCGUUUUUUAUAAUGAAAUGAAGACUAAAGAUACACCUUUGGAAGAAAAUCGUGGCAACAACUAUGAUGCUUGCAUGUCUGAUGUAUUAUUAAGCGAUGAAGUUGAGGAUGAUGUUAAAAGUGUGAACAACAAUGCACAAAAACUACAGGAUCAACAAAUGCCAUGUAAUAUUAAUAUCGAGGAAGACUGUGAUUCUGUCUAAAUUUUAUUUACAACUAUU
This is a messenger RNA of Teleopsis dalmanni, 3159 nucleotides long. RefSeq lists its product as uncharacterized. The transcript has 29 exons. Lineage: Eukaryota; Metazoa; Arthropoda; Insecta; Diptera; Diopsidae. The record is from RefSeq and is a predicted model, not a curated record. The coding region runs from base 76 to 3141 and encodes 1021 amino acids.